This is a messenger RNA of Nematocida minor, 258 nucleotides long. RefSeq lists its product as uncharacterized. Lineage: Eukaryota; Fungi; Microsporidia. Bases 1 to 258 code for a protein of 85 amino acids. The transcript has a single exon. The record is from RefSeq and is a predicted model, not a curated record.
AUGACAGCUCCAUCGGAAGUGGCAAUGAAUAUAAGAAUUUUGAAGGCGCUUGGGGACAUACUGCCCGAGGGGCCUGCGCGGCAUUUUAUUGUUGCAAACACGCUGAAAAAGUUAAAAAAACCAAACGCAAUAACCGGGGAAAUGCUCUGGCGGUUUCUCUCCACGUACUACUCGGCUUCGGAGAGCCUAACCAUCCCCAACUCCUCGAGCAACUACAUCUGUUUCACGCUUGACGACUACUUAGAGACAGAGCCCUAG